This is a messenger RNA of Cercospora beticola, 1336 nucleotides long. RefSeq lists its product as uncharacterized. The record is from RefSeq and is a predicted model, not a curated record. Lineage: Eukaryota; Fungi; Ascomycota; Dothideomycetes; Mycosphaerellales; Mycosphaerellaceae. Gene Ontology annotation, molecular function: lipase activity.
CGUCAGCAUGGACGAGUUGGAUCCCGAGGCGCCAACGUUUCUAGCUUUGUUCCAACGCUUCCAACAUCACUUUCUUCCACAUGCCCGCCCAUAGACAUAGACUCUGGAGACCAGCAAAGCGAUGAUUCUAGGCCAAAUAGCAUGGGUCGAUUGCAUCGCCUUCCUCCUCUUCCUGGCCCCGCAACUUCUCAUUCAGAUUGGCUUCUUUCAGACAGCAAUAUGUGGGAUCAGGGCCUUGCCGUUUCUGUUGAUCAGAAUGCCCAUACAGCUCGUCCGUGAGCGUUACUUCACUCCCAGAAAGCAGCGAUCUCCGUUCGUCCAGCGGGCCACUUUAUUCCAGGACCUCGUCAUCAGAUGCGUGAGAUACGCAUUCUCGGACAUCCCAGCAGCUAUUGGCAAAGUCUUCUUCUCGAAAUGGGUGGCUUUGCCGUUUAUGCGGUUUCGUAUGCUGCGACAUGGCAUAUUGAGAAAGCCCAUCUACUGGCGUGAAGUCAAUCGAGAUGGCCUGAAAGGGAUCUAUGCUGUUAUGGAUGCAUCGCGCAAGCCAGACAUAAUGCUAUACUACUGUCAUGGUGGCGGCUUCUCAAUGGGCUCUUCAUACUUCUAUCUCGAGUUCUUGCUUGUCUGGUUAACCCUUCUCAAGGAAGCCGGUUAUCAAAACCCAGCGCUUUUCGCCCUAGAGUACACUUUGGUACCUGAAGCCACUUAUCCAACGCAAGUCCAGGAAGCUCUAGCUGGCUACAAGUACGUGCUUUCGACAGUCGACGAUCCUUCGCAGAUCGUGGUCAGCGGCGACUCCGCAGGAGCAACACUGGUAUUGAGCCUGAUGCUAUGCGUUUCUGGCUAUUCAUCUCUUAAAAACAAAAUGCCUGGACUGGCCGUCAUCAUCUCUCCUUGGGCGACGAUCAUCUCGCCGAAGAAUCAGAACACGCCCUCAGACUACCUCAACGCCGACAGCCUUCAUCUCUAUGGAACACAAUACAUCGGCAAGAACGGGUCUCAAGACAAUGCCUUGGUCUCACCAGGACGUUGCGAUGAUCUCAGCUGGUGGCGACGCGCAUCUCCGAGUAAAGGCUGGUAUUUCAUCUACGCUUCUGAGGAGGUCUUCGCGCCAGAAGCGAAAGACCUUAUCGCAAAAUUGAACAAAGCCGAGGUGCGAGUGGACGAGUACGAAGAGUAUGGCUGGAUCCAUGCCUGGCCUGUGGUGAAGCUGUUCCUGUGCAACAAGCAAGAAGAACGCCAACAUGGGUUGAGGAAAAUUGUGGACGUUAUCGCAUCUCGCAUAGAGCCAAGGAAAGCGUCAUGAGUACAUUUGUUGGUACAGCAAGAACGAAGC